Messenger RNA from Salarias fasciatus (jewelled blenny), 1467 nucleotides. Its product is annotated as proepiregulin-like. The record is from RefSeq and is a predicted model, not a curated record. The coding region runs from base 126 to 575 and encodes 149 amino acids. Gene Ontology annotation, molecular function: epidermal growth factor receptor binding; growth factor activity. Gene Ontology annotation, biological process: positive regulation of cell population proliferation; epidermal growth factor receptor signaling pathway; positive regulation of mitotic nuclear division. Lineage: Eukaryota; Metazoa; Chordata; Actinopteri; Blenniiformes; Blenniidae. The transcript has 5 exons.
UCCUCUGGACGUGUUGCAGUGUGUCGAUCUCAGCCGGAGCCGCGUGUCACCACACCCAGGCCCCGGGAUCGAGCCCGCCGCCUGCCUGAUCCGUCUUCCUCCGACAGGACCGUCCCGGCUCAGACAUGAGGACCCUCGGACCCUCAGCCCUCCUCUCUCUGAUCGGUGUUCUGCUGAUCACACCAUGCCUCCUCGCUGCCAGCGUCUCGUCCAGACUGCUGACUCCAUCUGCAGGGCAGGGAGGUGAGCGCCCCCAUGUGGCGAAGAGAUCAAUGCAGAGCUGCAGCAGCUCCUACACCAACUACUGCCUGAACCAAGGGCAGUGCAUGUAUCUGGUGGACGUCAAUCAGCAUCACUGCAAGUGUGAGAUGGGCUACUACGGCCCCCGCUGUGCCAACCAAGAAUUCCUGGUUCAGCCAAUGGGAGAGGAGACGAUCCUGGUCAUUAUCUUCGGCGUGGGGCUGCUGGUCAUCGGCCUGUCUGGACUCCUGUACUUCUGCUGCAAAUGGCAUAAGAAAAGAAGAUUCCUGGCUCAACAGAAGGGACAAGGCUACAAAGGAGUACGGACUACUUAGGGAUUCAUGUGUCGCAGUCUGAUGUCGACUCUGGUGGAUUCUCCAGUUUUCUCACUGUAAACUUCUAUAGAAACAUCUCCUGUUUGUGCUUACACUUGCCUGGAUUGCUUCCACUGGUGGCACGGAAUGUCCGCCCACUUCAUAAAGCUGGGAGAUCAUCCCAAAGAAAUUUGAAAAAAACAUGAAAACACUCCGCCGUUGGGUGCGGUGUGAUCGUUUUCCGGUCUUGACACCUCUUGGGUUGGAUCCACCCACGUUUUGGCAGAGAGAACAGAUGUGUGUGCUGGCACGGCUGGAGUGACGCACUCAUUCAUAUUUCAGGACAUUUCGGUCUUGAUGUGUAAAAUAAACAGUAAACCAGUCAGACCAGUGUUUAUUCAGAUCAGUAUUUCACUGUAGCAUCCAGGAUCAUACGAGAUUUCAGUAUUUUUUGUUUUCAGUGAGGUUGUAGCAUUUGUUAAAUUGGCCAUGAAGAUCAAAUGAAAGAAAAAGGUGAUUUAAGGAUGUAGAAACCUUCCUGCCUUAUGCAAUUAGAAUAGGGGGUUUUGAAGCCUUAUAUUUGAUGUAUUUUUUAUAUAUAUUUAGCUGUUUUUUAAUCUUCUAUAGGUAACAAAAAUAGUUAUCGAGUAAAUAUUUCAAUCUAAUUUUUUAUGUUACUGCAAAGCAAGAUGUCUUACAGAAGAUGGUUUCAAAAGUUUGUCAGCCUACAGUAUGUUGUGUACCUGCUGCCUUCCGCCACAGCUGACAGAUGUGAGCUAUUGAUAAUAAGUUUCGUAGCGGAGCCAGAGUGGGGGCAAGGGGGCGGUCGCCCCAGGGCCCACAAAGUCAUUAGGACCCCGUUUCAUGUGAUGUGUUCACAUUUAAUCGGAAAUAAAUUAUUAUAAUAAAAUGU